Charadrius vociferus (killdeer) is the source of this 504-nucleotide messenger RNA. It is a transcript of the gene AP5S1, whose product is annotated as adaptor-related protein complex 5, sigma 1 subunit. Lineage: Eukaryota; Metazoa; Chordata; Aves; Charadriiformes; Charadriidae. The record is from RefSeq and is a predicted model, not a curated record. Gene Ontology annotation, biological process: double-strand break repair via homologous recombination; endosomal transport. The transcript has 3 exons. Bases 1 to 504 code for a protein of 167 amino acids. Gene Ontology annotation, cellular component: late endosome; AP-type membrane coat adaptor complex; cytosol.
AUGGUUGUGGUUUUACCCCUCUUUACCCUAAAAAAGGGGCUGGAGAAGGGGGGCAGCUGCCUGGGGGUAGGAACCCUGCAGGUGGCCUCCCAGUGCCGACUGCUUCAGUCAUCCUCGGGGCGCCCAUCCUCCCCCCAACUCCCCCAGCUCCCCGACGAGCCGAUAUCGCUGCAAGAUGCCCCGGGGGGGCUUUUCCAGCUGCCCCCCGGGGAUCCUUUCCCUGAACGGGUGACGGUAGCCUGGCUAUCGGUCGUGGCCCUCGCCUUCGCCUUGGUUUGUGACCCCCAAGAGAAUCUAUCGCUGGCUGAAAUCACCCUGCGCCGCCUGGCCCCCCGCCUGCUCACCUCCCUGCGCCUCCUCGGCCCUGGCGCCGAUGUCCUGCUCCGACCCGAUGCCGCCGACGUCCUCCUGGAUCGUCUCCUGCCCCACGGGCAGAUGCUUUUCCUCAACGAACAUUUCCUCCAGGCAGUCGACCGGGAGAUGGGCAUCAAAGCAUCCCGCUGA